AUGGAUGCAACACUGGAGAAAGGAAUGGUCAGACGUUUGGAGAUAAUAGAAUGGACAGAUCACUCUGGGCCGGAAGACAGCGUCAAACUGUGGAAGGAAAGAUGCAGGCCAUCCCCCCCUGUCUACAGCUCGCUCCCCCCCACCCGUCUACAGCUCCCCCACCCGUCUACAGCCGCCCCCCCGCCCCCCCACCCGUCUACAGCCGCCCCACCCGUCUACAGCCGCCCCACCCGUCUACAGCCGCCCCACCCGUCUACAGCCGCCCCACCCGUCUACAGCCGCCCCACCCGUCUACAGCCGCCCCACCCGUCUACAGCCGCCCCACCCGUCUACAGCCGCCCCACCCGUCUACAGCCGCCCCACCCGUCUACAGCCGCCCCACCCGUCUACAGCCGCCCCACCCGUCUACAGCCGCCCCACCCGUCUACAGCCGCCCCACCCGUCUACAGCCGCCCCACCCGUCUACAGCCCCCCCACCCGUCUACAGCUCCCCCACCCGUCUACAGCUCCCCCACCCGUCUACAGCUCCCCCACCCGUCUACAGCUCCCCCACCCGUCUACAGCUCCCCCACCCGUCUACAGCUCCCCCACCCGUCUACAGCUCCCCCACCCGUCUACAGCCAGCUCCCCCACCCGUCUACAGCCAGCUCCCCCACCCGUCUACAGCCCCCCCCCACCGUCUACAGCCCUCCCACCCGUCUACAGCUCCCCCACCCGUCUACAGCUCCCCCACCCGUCUACAGCCAGCUCCCCCACCCGUCUACAGCCAGCUCCCCCACCCGUCUACAGCCCCCCCCCACCGUCUACAGCCCCCCCACCCGUCUACAGCUCCCCCACCCGUCUACAGCUCCCCCACCCGUCUACAGCCCCCCCCCCACCGUCUACAGCUCCCCCACCCGUCUACAGCUCCCCCACCCAUCUACAGCUCCCCCACCCGUCUACAGCUCCCCCACCCGUCUACAGCUCCCCCACCCGUCUACAGCUCCCCCACCCGUCUACAGCUCCCCCACCCGUCUACAGCCCCCCACCGUCUACAGCCCUCCCACCCGUCUACAGCUCCCCCACCCGUCUACAGCCAGCUCCCCCACCCGUCUACAGCCAGCUCCCCCACCCGUCUACAGCCCCCCACCCGUCUACAGCCCCCCACCCGUCUACAGCCCCCCACCCGUCUACAGCUCCCCCACCCGUCUACAGCUCCCCCACCCGUCUACAGCCCUCCCACCCGUCUACAGCUCCCCCACCCGUCUACAGCUCCCCCACCCGUCUACAGCUCCCCCACCCGUCUACAGCCCCCCCCCACCGUCUACAGCUCCCCCACCCGUCUACAGCUCCCCCACCCGUCUACAGCUCCCCCACCCGUCUACAGCUCCCCCACCCGUCUACAGCUCCCCCACCCGUCUACAGCUCCCCCACCCGUCUACAGCUCCCCCACCCGUCUACAGCCCUCCCACUCGUCUACAGCUCCCCCACCCGUCUACAGCUCCCCCACCCGUCUACAGCUCCCCCACCCGUCUACAGCUCCCCCACCCGUCUACAGCUCCCCCACCCGUCUACAGCUCCCCCACCCGUCUACAGCUCCCCCACCCGUCUACAGCUCCCCCACCCGUCUACAGCUCCCCCACCCGUCUAUCCCGUCUUCUUAAACACUAA
Molecule: messenger RNA, 1650 nt
Organism: Oncorhynchus mykiss (rainbow trout)
Lineage: Eukaryota; Metazoa; Chordata; Actinopteri; Salmoniformes; Salmonidae
Source: RefSeq, a predicted model, not a curated record